Messenger RNA from Aspergillus homomorphus CBS 101889, 838 nucleotides. Its product is annotated as SDR family oxidoreductase. The coding region runs from base 80 to 838 and encodes 252 amino acids. NCBI's taxonomy places the organism in Eukaryota, Fungi, Ascomycota, Eurotiomycetes, Eurotiales, Aspergillaceae. Gene Ontology annotation, cellular component: intracellular anatomical structure. The transcript is spliced from 4 exons. The record is from RefSeq and is a predicted model, not a curated record. Gene Ontology annotation, molecular function: oxidoreductase activity, acting on NAD(P)H, oxygen as acceptor.
UCUAUCACUGCCAAAUCCACAGAGAUAUACCCUUAUUCCACCCGGUAUUAACUUUGACCCGAUCUCCUCCUCGAUUACCAUGUCAUCCAAAACUUUCGUUGUCACCGGUGCCUCGAGAGGUAUCGGUCUCGCUAUUGCGAAGUAUCUCCUCACUGCGCCACAAUCCCACAACCUGGUCGUGGUCGCCCGCAGCGUCGAGCCCCUUCAAAAGCUGAAAGACCAGUACCCCAAGCAGGUCGAGGUGCUAAAUGGCGACCUCGCGGAUUUCUCGAUCGGCCAGAAGGCAGUUGAUCUGGCGUUGAAGUCGUUCGGGCGUCUGGAUGGCUUAGUGCUCAAUCACGGGGUGCUUGGCCAAGUGGGCAAGGUCGCCGAAGCAGAUCCAGCACAGUGGAAGCAGGGAUUGGAUGUCAAUUUCAUCGGUUGCGUGGCUUUUGUUAAGGCUGCGCUGCCGGCGCUUCGUGAACCCAAGGGCAGAAUCGUCUUCACUUCCUCGGCGGCUUCCGUCUCGGCAUUCAGGGGCUGGGGUCUGUAUGGUGCAAGCAAGGCGGCCAUGAACCAUCUGGCUCUGACGCUUGGGGAAGAGGAGCCCGACGUAACGACCUUGUCUGUUGAUCCGGGCUUGGUUGACACUGAAAUGCAGCGUGAGAUCCGCGAGGACCACAUCGCUACAAUGGACUCCCAGUUCCAUUCAUUUUUUACAACUGCCCACCAGGGAGGACAAUUAUCUAAACCUGAACAACCCGGCCAUGUUAUCGCUAAGUUGGUGAUUGAUGCUCCGAACUCUUUAACAGGCAAGUACCUCGCAUGGAACGACCAAGCUCUGGAAGCUUUCCAAUAG